Molecule: messenger RNA, 615 nt
Organism: Entamoeba dispar SAW760
Lineage: Eukaryota; Evosea; Mastigamoebida; Endamoebidae
Exons: 1
Coding region: 1-615 (204 amino acids)
Source: RefSeq, a predicted model, not a curated record
AUGAGUCUUGUUGAUACAGAUAGUCAAGACAUUAUCAGUGAUUGUAAGAAAAUGCUUAGAACAACAAAUACAAGUAUGUAUGUUUACUCUCAUUCAUAUAGAGUAAUGCAACUAUCCCUUGAAAUUUAUGACUUAAUCACACCACUUUGUAAGGUAAAUAAAACCAAUUUAAUCAAGGGAGCUUUACUCCAUGAUAUCACUAAAACACGUUCUUUGAUUACUAAAGAAAAUCAUCCAUUAACGGGUGCUAGUGUUGCAAGACAAUUAGGGUGUAGUGAGUCAAUUUGUCAAAUAAUUGCCCAACACGUCAAUCCAAUAAGAAUUCCAGGGAAAUUAACAGAAAUUGAUAUUGUUUGUUAUGCUGAUAAAAGAGUAAAAUGGGACUAUGUAGUAACAAUGCAAGAACGAAUAGACGAUGUAUGUGCUCGUUAUAACAUAAAACAAGACUCUCAUCUUUGUUCUGUCUGUACUCAAUCAUAUAUACAAAUUGAACAAGAGAUAGGUGAAUAUGCUAAGAAAAAUGGUCAAUGGGAUCAUUUUUUUGAGUUUAUCCAUCACACAGAAGAAGGAAAAGUUACUCCAUUCAUUGGAAUCGAAAAAACAGAUUUAAUUUAA